AUGUUUGAAAAUGGAAGUGUUGUUUAUUCAUCGUGUAUUCCUAGCGAAUCCCAGAGUGGUGAAAGCUCUGGAAGCGGUGAGAGUACUGAAGCGCAAUGGAAUACUGCAGAGGGAGAUAACGAUGGUUGCGCCAGUCCCGCGCUACAACAUGCGAGCCCUCCAGCGGUGAUAAGGCUCUUGGAUGUUGAUAUCCCUCACAUUCUUCCUGGCUCAGCUGGCGUGCAUGAGAGUGGCUUACUGGACGUCGCCAGUUUAUCGAUUGCCUGCUGCUACAGGAGUUCAGGGCAUUUGCGCGACAAGUUGAAAGAAACGCAGACAUCAAUUUUCAAUUGGGGAGGCAGGGACCACGCUUCUCUGCACGACCUGAUCCUCUUCUACCGCCACAAAGAUUUCCAAUUCAGAAUAGGAGAUGAGUCCAGACUCGGGGCGAAGAUUCUUAGCGUGAUCGAGAUGCUAAACUCAAAACUCGAGUUAACUGAUGCUAUGUUUUCAUUUGAGCGAAUCAUCCUGCACACUCGGACGGUUCGAUACCUACCAUCAGAUAAGCUGCUAGAAUUGAGCGACUUCGUUGCUGCAGUGGGAAUCAACCGCCACACAAUGGGCGAGCUGAAGGAGUACGUGCAGCAGAGGAUCUGCAUACACGGGCUCAAAACUACGAGGGUUCUGAUGAAGUUUGUCAAAUUGGAGGAUGCUAAAUCGUUAUGUUAA
Cryphonectria parasitica EP155 is the source of this 708-nucleotide messenger RNA. RefSeq lists its product as uncharacterized. The record is from RefSeq and is a predicted model, not a curated record. The transcript is spliced from 2 exons. Bases 1 to 708 code for a protein of 235 amino acids. Lineage: Eukaryota; Fungi; Ascomycota; Sordariomycetes; Diaporthales; Cryphonectriaceae.